This is a messenger RNA of Schistocerca serialis cubense, 1070 nucleotides long. Its product is annotated as serine palmitoyltransferase small subunit A. Lineage: Eukaryota; Metazoa; Arthropoda; Insecta; Orthoptera; Acrididae. The record is from RefSeq and is a predicted model, not a curated record. Gene Ontology annotation, biological process: ceramide biosynthetic process. The transcript is spliced from 2 exons. Bases 116 to 367 code for a protein of 83 amino acids. Gene Ontology annotation, cellular component: serine palmitoyltransferase complex. Gene Ontology annotation, molecular function: serine C-palmitoyltransferase activity.
AAACAAAGGACUGAAAUUUAGUUUAGUUGGAUUGUUCGAGAAAGGGUUACGGGCUUUUCGCUCCUACAGAAAAUUACAACUUUUUGGAUGUUACAGUGUGAUAUUCAUAUGAAAAAUGCUUGAGAAAAUCUGGAAACUGUUGUCAUACUGGUACCUACAGUAUGAACUCGUUACGUGUAUGUACGUUUUCGAGCCAUGGGAAAAGAAGUUACUGAAUGGGAUGAUUGUUCUCAUUGUAGCACUUAUUUGCUAUUCGUCGUAUGUUUAUCUACCACAUUACACAAUGUCGCUGCUGGCACAUUUCAGGAUUUUUGACAGCAGUAGCUUAGGAGUUGACUAUCACUACACAAGUAAUAGGGAUAGAUAAUUGGAACAUUUCUAUUAACAGUAUUGAAUAGACUGAGAAACAGAUAUCCAUUGAUGUCAUGUACUGUUCAUAUUCCUUGUGAUGCACCUUAACAUUUGUAAAUAAUUAAAGUCUUGUAUUUUUUAUAAAGCAUGUAUCUAUUGUUUUUUAAACCCAGUACCAGUCGCAACUGUAUUAUAAUGUCGUGCACCCAAAUGUUGGAAAUGUAUAAUAAUUGAUGAGAGAGAAGAAUGCUGUAGUUUAUUAGAUUACUAGAACUUGACAGGUGCUGAUUAUUUUGUACAUAAGGCUGAUAAGUAAUUGAUGUGUGUUAAUAUGUUGAGCCGUACUUAAUGUUUCCUUUUUUUCUGAAAAGAAGGAAAAUACGUAACACAGUGAUUUAAACUCUUUAUUUGUAAAAAGUUUUGUUACAUACUGGUGAUUUCUUAAGUUUUAAGUAAGAUUGUAAUGACGGUAAUAACACUUAAGCAAAAUUGUGCCAAGCUUCUCCUCAGUAAUGAGAAAACUCAGUGAAGACUGGAUCUAUGUUUAUAUUCCAUACAGUUAUUUUGAUUAGUAAUUUGAAAAUAUGGGAGAAUAAUUCUCAAACGUAGUUGUACAAUAAUUCAUUUACUAAUUACAAUCUUAUAUUUUUGAAGCCGCAUUUGUUUCCAAAGCUAAAGUUUCUACUGUAUCAACUUACAAUAAAGAGUUUGAUGAAUGA